Ostreococcus lucimarinus CCE9901 is the source of this 369-nucleotide messenger RNA. RefSeq lists its product with no specific name. The annotation marks the transcript as partial. The record is from RefSeq and is a predicted model, not a curated record. The transcript has a single exon. Lineage: Eukaryota; Viridiplantae; Chlorophyta; Mamiellophyceae; Mamiellales; Bathycoccaceae.
GGCGAGGAUCUGCGGCGAGAGGACCUGCGAGGGGCGAUCUACGCCGAGGCGGAUUUGCGACGGAGCGAUCUGCGGGAGAGCGACGCGCGAGGGGCGGUGUUCAGUCGAGCGGUGAUGCCGGGGGUGGACGCGCGAGACGCCGAUUUUUCAGACGCGAUGUUCGAUUACGCGCUGCUGCGAGGGAGCGAUUUCACGAAUAGCGUGUUCGUGGGGGCGAAUUUCGUGCGGGCGGAUCUGGGGGAGGUGGUGGCGACGAACGCGGACUUCACGGAGGCGGUGAUCGAUCGGUAUCAGACGCUGUCGCUGUGCGAACGGGCGUCGGGGACGAAUCCGUACACGGGGGCGAACACGCGGGAUUCGUUGCUGUGC